GAAAAAAGCAUCCCUUUGAUCUACCGCCUGACGGCAGACCAAUGGUAAAGCUUGAUGGUUUAGCCUGCAAGUGGCUGGCUUGGUGAGCCACAGAGAGAGAGAGAGACGCGCAGGAGAGCCUCACGCAGUGAGACACAGAUAGACUCGCGCAAGGUGACAGAGGGGACGUACAGGGACACACAAAGACACACACACAGAGCGGAGAUUGACAAGAAUACAGACGGGAAACACACACACAUACACGCGUGAAUAUAUACACACACGCGUGAAUACACACACACACGCGUGAAUAUAUACACACACGCGGGGUGUAGAUAAAGAGACGGAGUAAGAAGCCGACACAGUCUGGAUCUUGUGCUUCCUGGAAGGCGUGCACGUGUGUGUGCGUGCCGUUUGCAAAGCUUUCUUGAAUUUAAAAUCGUAUAAGAAGAUCAACUAAGUCCAGAGAGAGGGAGAGAGCGAGAGAAAGAUCGGGAACGAGAGAGAGCGAGCGAGCGAGAGCUGUACUCCUUCACUGUGAAAUUACAGAAUCACAGUCAUCAUCGCCACCACCACCAGCAGCAGCAUCAUCGUAACAAGCACAGCAAGGGGGAUAAGAAGAGCGAGCGAGCGAGCGUACGAGAGUCCUGGCCGCCCUCUCCUCGCGCACGGAUGCCGGGGCCCACAUAGCGAGAUGGGCAAACUGCAAUCAAAACACGCCGGGAGACGGCGGGAGAGCCCUGAAGGCGACAGUGUUGCUGCGAGCACGUCAUUGUGCCGGCGACUGGAGGACAGUGGAGGAGGCUCGAGAGGAAGACUCGCGGGGCACAGAGGCAGACUCACCUGCCCGGAUGGAGUGAAGGAUGGAUAUCGCUACUUGGACGAGGAAUGCUCUGAAGUUUUCCAGAAGAGAGGGGAAGGAUCGAGUCCCAGGCCUGUGGAGGAGGAGAAGCUGGGUUCUCAUUCUGGUCCCUUGAACUCAUCCUUCAAGAAACGGCUCAACUUUAACGAGAUGGAAUGUGAUGUUUCAGUGGCUGAGGGCAACAGGCAGGAAUGGACCUUUACGCUCUAUGAUUUUGACAACAGUGGGAAAGUGACUCGGGAGGAUAUUGCCGGGCUGAUGCACACAAUCUACGAGGUGGUGGACAACUCUGUCAACCACUCCCCCAACAACAGCAAAACUCUGCGAGUGAAGCUGAGCGUCACGCCAGACCCGAGCCAGCGGCGACGAGCGAAUACCGACGUACAGGGGACAUGGGCCGGUGCCACGGGAAGCCCCGACGGGGUUGGUGGUCCUGACAAACGGAACCUUCGUAGGCACAACAGUGACCAGAAUCCCCCAGCCAACACGCGGCACCAUUACUGCCUGGACGAGAACAUAGAGCGGCGGAACCAUUACCUGGACCUCGCGGGUAUUGAGAACUACACGUCGCGCUUCGAGGAAGACACACCAGAAAACACCAAGCAGGAGCAACAGAGCAAGGCGACGCAGCCCCACGGUCGCUCGCACUCGCAGGGGCCCGAGAGUCACGGCCCGCGCGGCAGCCAUCGACCGCACGCUUGCGACGCCGGCGUCGGCCAAGGCGGUGACGCGCCGCCACCACUCAACCGGCAGCAGGGCGAGGCCUUGGCGAGCAAGGCUCGAACCCAGCAGCAGCAGCAGCAGCAGCUUUUGCUGAUUGCGCGUUCGCCGAGGGUCCACGGCAAACCAGCUGCGGCCAAAUCCGGAAAAGCCCUCCGGUUGCAGUCACAGAGCGUGUACGCCCCGGUGCUUGCAUCGCCGUCCGAACUGCAGCAGCAGCAGCAGCACGGCAACAAGAAGCACCGGCAGAGGUCACGCGAGGCGCACGGGCGCUACGGGCUGGCGCCUGGGCCUGCACUCCCGCUGCCCGUAGCGGGCGAGGGAGACGCUUACGGUGGAGCGUAUGACGCGGCGAUGCCUCUGAUGCAGCGGCACGAGCACCACCACUUCCACGAGCACCACCACCACCAUCACUACCACCAUUACACGGAGACGUGACCGGACUUGCGCGCAUGCUCGCUCGCUCGUGCUCUCAACCCGCCCGACCAACCGCUCCUUUGCUCGCUCACCCGCCUGCUGACCGGCUUCAACGUAAACCAGUUUUAAUCCCCGCAGAUGUACUUCGACGAGACGCUCGCAUUCGCGUGGGGCGACGCUCAGCUACGCUAGCUGCCGUGGGCCGGCAGCGGAGAUUUUAUAUCACUUUGGCAGUUCAUCCACGAGGCAGCCACUGUUGACUUUCCACCCAAAGUUGUGCUUAUUUUAUUAACCCUGGAGGGAUGGUGGGCUGGGUCGGAUCCCGGACCAGGAUUUGAACUUGUGACCUUGUGAUUGUGAGUGCCUCCCGGCCUCUGCAGCAGAAGUUCGGUUUCACAUUUUCUUCAGUGAGGAAUGACAGAGGCGUUCCAGUACAGUACAAUUAAUUUUACUCUUUCGUUUUGUUUAAUCGAGAUAAAUGUGCCGUCUAUUUACGAAUUGCGUACAUAACUGUAUUUAUCCGUUGUGUGUGUUUACCAUAUUUGCCUUAUGUUCGAAACGCUUUAAUUUUCCAGCAGUAUUGUGUAUAUGCAUGCGUAUGCAUACAUAUAUGUUUUAUAUGUGUGUGCAUAUGCCAUAUACUUGUACUUGACAUACACAGUGGAAUAUGCGCCUAUGGUAUAUAUGCUAUAAAAUCAGUGUCACUAUGCUCUAAUAACCAUUGAGUGUUCACCUACAACAAUCAACCAUUUUUGGAAUUUCCAUAUUUCCUCUUGCAGGAGUGGGGUAUUCCAAAGGACAACUGUUGUUAAUUUCCCACCAUGUUUAUUUCAGUCUUACCAGGUACGGCUGAUGUCACUGAGAAUGGAGGGCCCAAUUAAGUUAUUAACGUGUCAAUGCGUAACAUAUUAUUAGCGUGUCAAUUUAAAAUCUAAAUCUCAAGAUUUGUUACGCCUUGAUUCCCUACCAAUGUUGUGCUUUACCCCCGCCAUAUGUACAGAAUAUGUACCAUAGGCAUAUAAAAUUACACAUAUACACAUGCAUAUACAUGCUGUAUAUAACAAUACUUUUAUUUGUGUUUGACAUAAGGCUCGCCGAGAGAAGAAUUUUGUUUAAUAUAAAUACUGAGCUGUAAUAGAGGGACUCUGAAACGUGCAGUUUUGCAUGGGACGUGACGGGUGGGUUUGCGAAUGUUUGUGAAACCUUGCUUUGUGGAAACUUAAAGGAAGACGCAACCCAAAAAAAGGACGGACAAAGCAAUGGUCUCACCACGGAAAUGGAAACUCAUAAUUUGGCCUACCAGCCAUGGGUGUUCUGGACCAGUCUUCUCGUCUUAUGGGCUGCUGGUGCAGAUGCAGAACUACAAUUUCACAUUCAGGUGGUCAAGCCAGACAAUCGCAUCAGGAACAGCAGAGUGAUGCCCAGCAACAUAUUUGUUGCUCAAUCGUGCGAAAUAAACCUGUUUGCUCUUAUGUUACAUUGGUCCAGUGACGUGGCAGACUAAAUCCAAUGGCGGCUGGUACGUGUGGGGCAUUAGAGUGGCGGCCCACCAAAAUGUAUCUUAAAAAUAUAUAUCUAAAAAAGUUUGAACAGUAAUUUCCUCACGGCAUAUGAAAUCGAUUCUCAAUCAAUCUAUUUUCAGUUGAAUCAAUUCAAAUAGAAUCGGCUCCGAACAUUCGAUGCAGCACACGAAGGGCACAUAGAAAUUACUAAUUAUGUACUCGUUGAGGGGGCGGUUUCCCAUUGGCUGAUUCGCAGCCAUGCGAAUAGGGGCCAUGCUGGGGCGUCUUGGAGUCCCCCCCACCUCUAGCCAAUCACAAACCGCUAUACGUGUAUGCAACGGAUGCCCCUGCAAGUAAAUGUAGGUUAUUCUGAAUUGUGAAUUAGUUGUUUAAUUGUUAGGUUCACAGUUUUAUUGUUUAGUUAAUCAUCAUGGUAGCCCCCUGUUCAAACAUGCUCCUGUGAAUAACAACAACAACAACAACAACCACAGAUUGACCUGCCACACGUAGGUUAGAGUGUCAUCAUCGUGGUUUCCCAUUGGAAUCCUGUGGACAAUUGCUCACAUUUCCUGAAAUGAAAUUUCCUUCAAUUCACAAUGAGUUUUCUUUUGCAAACUGGGCAAAUACGAGGUUGUUUUUUUCUUCAACCGACUAACAUAAUGGUCACAUGAAGAAAUUGGAACCACUAAAGUUGUGUCACCUCAGGCUUGUACGACAAGUGAGAUAUCUGGUCUGAGCUCAUGGGUGCCACAGUGGCGAGACGUUAACUACCUCGCCUGGUAUAUAGGAGGUCGUGGGUUCAAUCCUGACCCUGACGCCUAUAUAUAUCUUGAGCUGCCAUUUUAACACGUAGGAGUUUGAGAUAAAUAUGAUUCAUAAUAGAGGUCUUUGGGUUAGAUUGCAUCUUUUAACAAUUCAGUAGCGUUACGUAGUAUUUGGUUAGCUUUAAGUGACUGAAUGUGAUUAGUUACUUUGACUGCGUUUGGUAUUACCUUUGAAUCUCUGCAUCUCUUGAGAAGACAGCUUCAUCCGCUUGAUACCGAGUUUCUUCACUUUUCUUGCUUGAAGAAAAGUAUCCUUCCCAUAGAGGUUAGUCAGUUUAACACGAUCUAACCAAACACCUCUAUUAUGGAGUUUGCCUGUUCUCCCCGUGGUCGUGUGGAUUUUUCUCCUGGUUGUCCGGUUUUCCCCUCCACAUUUAGAAUCAACAUGCGUUUAUAGAAUUUGGCUGCUAUGAAUGUACACACGAUAAGCCGCUUCGUUGAGAUAUAUUUUUUGGCCAGUUCACUUCUGAAAAAGAGAUAUAUAUAUCUCAGUGGACCUUAUGUGGUAAAAAAGUGAAAGUUAAAUCGUUAAUUGGAAGCGAGAGGACUCAAAAAACGUCCCUGUGACACCACAGGAGGCCGCUAUGUAGCAUUGUUGUGAUCUCACAAUAUGCCCCAAGCACGUGCGUGACGUCAAGCUUACACUCUGCAAAUAUCCACGAAAUAAGACUGAGCAUUAUAUAUUUUUUUAGGUUGUGUCUUCGCACAACCACAAAUUGCAUCUGUUGGUUGUUGUUGUUGGUGGGGUUUUUGUUGUUGUUAUGGUUGUAACAGCUGUUUCUGAAAUGAGGUGCGAGGAGAGUCAAAGAAACGAACGAGAUGCACGCUGGAGAACAAACCAUGCAAGGAUUUGGGGGUCCGUGGUCGUUGGCGGUUUGCUUCCAGUUGGGGGGGUUUUGAUUGUCUUGGGAACUCAAAUGGCGUCGAGUUUGGCAAAUAAAUAA
Petromyzon marinus (sea lamprey) is the source of this 5248-nucleotide messenger RNA. It is a transcript of the gene NKD2, whose product is annotated as NKD inhibitor of Wnt signaling pathway 2. NCBI's taxonomy places the organism in Eukaryota, Metazoa, Chordata, Hyperoartia, Petromyzontiformes, Petromyzontidae. The record is from RefSeq and is a predicted model, not a curated record. Gene Ontology annotation, biological process: negative regulation of Wnt signaling pathway. Gene Ontology annotation, molecular function: calcium ion binding. Gene Ontology annotation, cellular component: cytoplasm.